Emiliania huxleyi CCMP1516 is the source of this 690-nucleotide messenger RNA. RefSeq lists its product as hypothetical. NCBI's taxonomy places the organism in Eukaryota, Haptophyta, Isochrysidales, Noelaerhabdaceae. The coding region runs from base 76 to 690 and encodes 204 amino acids. The transcript is spliced from 4 exons. The record is from RefSeq and is a predicted model, not a curated record.
CCCCUCCCCCCUCCGUGUGUGGUAGCGCAUGCGACCCCGACGCCGAGCCUCCCUCCGCCUUCGCCUCUCCUCGGUAUGCCUGGGGUCGGAGCUGCGCACCGCCGCUCUGUCUCGGGCUCGCACCCUCGCCGCGAAGCGCAUCCGGGCUGGCCGAGCGGCCCUGCGGGCCCCGGAACCCUCAAGCUUGCGAGUGAGGUUUGCAGCAGACCACCCUCCUCCCGGCUGCGCGUCGGCCUGGAGGCCCUGGCAAAGGAGGCCGUGGCAAAGGAGGGGCUGGCCAGGGAGGGGCUGGCCAGGGAGGUGCUCGCGCUGGCCUGCGAGCUCGACGCCUCCGCCUCGGCGGAGCUCGCGUGGCUGCGAGGCGUCGCGUGCGCCUCGCUGCUCCUCGCUCUCUCCUCGGGCGCGGUCGCGUGCGGCGUCGUGUGGGCGGCGCGGCGCGAGAGGCGGGCGUGGCGCGCGGAGCGGCUGCAGAUCCUGCUGCGGCACUUGCUCGCGCGAGGCUCGUCGGGCCGGACGGCGCCUCCGAGCCGGGGAGUGAGCAAGCGCGGCUGCAACACCGAGGAGUGGGUCGACACCGCUGCGGACGCUGCCGGCUCCAAGUGGGUCGAGGUGACGGGGCCGGCCGCCGUGGGCCUCGCAGCAGGCGCCGGCAAGCGCGGAGCCUGUAGCGUCUUCAUCCUCGAACUGUAG